AUGCCGUCGGGAUGUGGCGGCGAACCCCGCAAUGAUGCUGAAGAAUUCACCUAUCGUCCUUUCACAUUCCCUUCUAACCCCCAUAACAACGGAGAUGGGUUCAUGUAUUCUUCUGGGGAGAAUUUCAUUCCUCCUUCCGACGUCCGUGAUGCUGUUACUGGACCCUAUCAGAUUUAUGAUAGGAGAAUUCAACCGAUGCUGCCGAACCCUACUGGUAUCGUGAUGCCUGCAUCUGCACAAGGGUGGAAUAUCAGUACGCAGGCCAUUCACCAUCCUCAGUAUGAUCUUCCAGUGCUUCCCGCCCAACAGCCAGUCACCCGCCCGUCUAUGAUGUCGUUGGACAUGGCCCAUGUAAAUCCUGCAGACACGCUUCUCACGGUUCUCCCCCACAGUAGCAUCGCUCCUCAGCCGCAUGUCGCACCCCAGAUUAACGUACCCAAGCGCUGUAAAUGGGAAAAUUGCGGUGCAACCCUGCUCGAUCCUAGCAAUGCUGGUAUCAAGAAACAUCUACGUCAAUUCCACCCCGUUGCUGACUCGAUGAUUGCGUGCUGCUUGUGGUGCACAGGCAGCACCGUCUGCGAGCACACUAUGCAGCUGGUCAGAGGUCAUUUAGAUCUUUGGUUCGAGUGUAGUGAGAAGAUGCCACCCCUCCGAGGACACGUCACGCGCGAAAUGUGGACAUGA
This is a messenger RNA of Sparassis crispa, 684 nucleotides long. RefSeq lists its product as hypothetical. The record is from RefSeq and is a predicted model, not a curated record. Bases 1 to 684 code for a protein of 227 amino acids. The transcript has 3 exons. Lineage: Eukaryota; Fungi; Basidiomycota; Agaricomycetes; Polyporales; Sparassidaceae.